This is a messenger RNA of Lethenteron reissneri (Far Eastern brook lamprey), 3197 nucleotides long. Its product is annotated as collagen alpha-3(IX) chain-like. The record is from RefSeq and is a predicted model, not a curated record. NCBI's taxonomy places the organism in Eukaryota, Metazoa, Chordata, Hyperoartia, Petromyzontiformes, Petromyzontidae.
CACUCUGGAGAGGAUUGCUCACGAACAAUCCCACUAUUCUCCUUCUCGAAAGCUGACUGCAACCAUGGUGAGCGGCCGGUUAAAAACUGCAAGGGUGUGGAUGCUCUGCGUCGCUGUUCUGAUGGACUUUCUCAACGUUGCCUUGGCUCAAAGAGUAGAGCCUGUGACACCUCCGCGACCACGUGGGGUCCCUCGCCCCCCAGGAUCUCCUGGGCCCCCCGGCAUCCCUGGGGUUCCUGGUGUGGAUGGCGUUGAUGGAGACCGUGGACACCCUGGACUUCCUGGUUCACAAGGCCCGAAGGGGGAGCCAGGAGAACCAGGGCGGAGCGGCCCACCCGGUAUCCCUGGACUGCCAGGCGUAGACGGGAUAGCAGGCAUCACGGGGCCACCUGGGGGGCAGGGUCCUCAUGGCCCAAAGGGUGAUACCGGUCCUGCUGGUCCAAAGGGAAUGCCUGGAUUGGGGAUUCCUGGGCCUCCUGGUUUGCCAGGUGCAGAUGGAGUUGGUGGGGACACUGGUAAACCCGGGCCAGUGGGUCCAGUUGGUCCACUAGGCCCUCCGGGUCUACCUGGGCCCAUCGGCCCUCCGGGUCCACCUGGGGUUAUAGAAUUUGACAGCCUUGGAGAAAUUAAGUGCCCUCCCUCUUGCCCUCCGGGCUUGCCUGGCUACCCUGGCUUCCCAGGCAUGAAGGGGCACAAGGGCCACAAGGGCGAAGUUGGUGAAGAUGGUAAGAUGGGUAACAAGGGCGACACUGGCCCCGCAGGGGUAACGGGGGAACAAGGCACCGUGGGUUUUCAGGGUGGCAGAGGCCUUCGAGGGCCCCAAGGAGAAGCUGGCCCUGCAGGCGAACGCGGUCCUACUGGGCAGCCUGGGCAGCCAGGUCCUAUGGGACCCCUGGGAAGAUCUGGAAAAGAAGGACCAAAGGGUUUUAUGGGAUUGCCAGGACACAGAGGCGACAAGGGAGAACAUGGCCUGAUGGGAAUUAUUGGUAUUAAGGGUGUCAAGGGAGAAUCCGGAGACUUUGGAUCAAAUGGGCGUGGAGGUCUGGACGGUCCUCCGGGAGAAACGGGUGAAGCUGCUAAGCCAGGCUUUCUGGGUCACCGAGGUUUGGAAGGUUUGCCCGGCAUACCCGGGACACCGGGAAUGAAAGGCUCGAUCGGAGAAAGGGGAAGUACUGGAGCAGAGGGAUCAAGAGGACCAGAUGGUCCAAAAGGAAUAACUGGAGACCAAGGCAAUGCUGGCGAGAAGGGCCUUGAAGGUUUGCGGGGCCCUAUCGGGAAACUGGGCGGAGAGGGCCCGAUCGGGACCCCUGGACAGCAAGGAAAGCCAGGGCCUAGGGGUCACGUGGGCGCUGGGGGGCUUCCGGGCGCCCCUGGUCACACUGGAGAGAAGGGGCACCGGGGCACAGCCGGGAAGCGUGGACGCAGAGGAGUUCCCGGCCCAGUUGGUGAAGGUGGCAUCACGGGGGAGAGAGGAGACACGGGUUUUGCUGGAAGCAAGGGAUCAAAAGGAGAAGUCGGUGCCCGCGGGGACGUGGGCGCCCCAGGCAGAGCGGGCCACAGGGGGCGAGUCGGGCAGCUCGGGCUGCCGGGGCCCAGGGGAGUGGUGGGGGAGGAGGGAGAGUCGGGGGCCCCUGGUAUCUCCGGCCGCCCAGGCCCCCUGGGGAAGCGGGCAAGUGAACUGCACAUCCGUGAACUGUGUACCGACAUGAUAACAGAACAGGUGAACCAGAUUGCUCUCAGCAUGCGGCGCCAGAGUCGGGGCACUUCUCACCUCCCAGGCCCUCCAGGGCCCCCGGGCCCUCCAGGCCCUCCAGGGGCCACUGGGCUGUUUGGUAUGCGAGGGGUGCGUGGCCCUCAGGGCUUUGAAGGAUCCUACGGAGUCAUGGGUGAAACUGGACCAAAAGGUUUUCUUGGGGAUAAAGGAGACAAGGGCUCUCAAGGGAGGGCUCGCUUGGGCUACAUUGGUGUGCCAGGGCCAAAAGGUACACCUGGUCCGACUGGGGAGAGUCGACCAGGGACAGACGGGUCUCACGGGGAUUGGGGGUUGCCGGGCUCUGCCGGCCGGCUUGGUUCCACAGGGGCCGUGGGCUCUCCUGGGGUCUGCGACAACUCGGGGUGCAUCCCACAGGCGCCACCGCACAUCGUCAUGGGCAAACUUGGCAGCGUGAAGGGGCCUGGAGGCACGGGGCCCUAGAGACACGGCCACCACCAGCAUCAUCAACGGGCUUUGUGUGAAGGGAAUGCGCUUUUCACUUGAAUACAAAUGGUGUAUGAGUGACAACAGCAACAGCAGUGGCUGCAAUUUACCAAUAAGUGCCGGUGAUGCCCCAUGGUGCUUAUACCAGGAUAGCUAUACUUUGAAGCCAAAUGCAAAAGAAAGGGUCACUUACAGGAGUAAAGAGACACAAAUAGAUGUUAUUGAAUAACGGAGGUUACUGGCAAAUGCAUUAUCGGCGCUCCAUGCUCGUAACUACUAUUUUUUCAUCCUUUAUAUUAAGUUCGCUUGCUUGCGUGCUUGCUUGCUUACGACCAUGCAAACCUUUCGGUCGUUUUUUAACCCACUUCCCGUGAUCCAAUCGAGCUGACAUUUUGCACACAGACUCGUUGUGCGAGACAAUUAAUGUUCGUGAAAAUUGUUUUCAAAAAUUUUACACUGUUUAGGGAAAACAAAUUAAAUAUUUAAUUACCAAUUGUUUAAUACUGCAGACAAUCAUCUGACCCAUAGGUGGCCGCCACGCAUAUAAAGGAUUUAGAGUGAAAAACUUUGUUUUUACGGGUUAUACUUAUUAUUUUUUACCAGGAAAGGUCCACUGAGCUAUAUAGCUAUUUUAACGAAGCGACCUGGCCACAAAUGAUAGUUCAAUGAAGUGGCUUAUCACGUGGAAAUUUAUAGCAGCCAAAUACCCUCAGCGCACGUUUCUAAAUGUGGAGGGGGAAAAAAAUCCAGAGGAUCCGAGAACAAUGCAAGCGACCACGGAGUGAACAUGCCAACUCCAAAUAUACAUCGGGCGUCAGAAACUUGUCGACACUGCUCAUUGCUUGUGAGCAUUGCUCCCUGCCUCCUGUUACUAAAUAAUGGCUAUUGCAAGCUGCCCGGUAGCAUCUCGCAUAAACCACCUCCACAGAAGCCUUUUCUCUGACACUGCUGGUACCAGCCAGUGGAAAGGCCACUUGAGCUCUAGGCAGUGCCCGUUUAU